AGCACCUCUGCCUUCCUUCGUUUCUCGCUGCUCUCUUGUCUCCCACUCACUGGUCACAGCCUGCAUCUCCAACACACACGCACACGCACAGCCAGACAGACUCAAGAUCAGAGCAAGAUGGUCGGCGCAUUGGACGAAGGCAAGAUCACGGAGUACUUCAAGAACAAGAGCGUGCUCAUCACCGGAUCCACCGGCUUCCUCGGAAAGAUACUGGUGGAGAAGAUACUCAGGGUGCAGCCGGACGUGAAGAAGAUCUACCUCCCGGUGCGGGCGGCCGAUGCGGCGGCGGCCAAGCGGAGGGUGGAGACCGAGGUGGUGGGGAAGGAGCUGUUCGGGCUCCUCAGGGAGAAGCAUGGCGACGGGUUCGAGUCCUUCAUCGAGGAGAAGAUCGUCCCAUUGGCGGGCGACGUGAUGCGCGAGGGCUUCGGCGUCGAUCGCGAAACCCUCAAGGAGCUCCGGGUCGUGGAGGAGCUCAACGUCAUCGUGAAUGGCGCCGCCACCACCAACUUCUACGAGCGGUACGAUGUGGCCUUGGACGUGAACGUGGCGGGCGUGAGGCACAUGUGCGACUUCGCCAGACGGUGCCCCAACCUCGAGGUGCUCCUCCACGUGUCCACCGCCUAUGUGGCGGGGGAGAAGCAGGGGCUGGUGCAGGAGAAGCCGUUUAGGCACGGUGAGACGCUGAAGGAGGGGACCCACCUUGACAUCGACGUGGAGGUGAGGCUGGCCAAGGACCUGAAGAAGCAGAUGCAGGCCGACGGCGUGGACGACCCCAAGGCCGAGAGGAAGGCCCUGAAGGAACUGGGCCUCUCCCGGGCCCGCCACUUCGGGUGGCCCAACACGUACGUGUUCACCAAGUCCAUGGGCGAGAUGAUGCUGGGCCAGAUGAUGCAAGGUGGGGAGGUGCCGGUCGUGAUCGUACGGCCCAGCAUCAUCACCAGCGUGCAGAACGACCCUCUGCCCGGCUGGAUCGAGGGUACCAGGACGAUCGACGCGAUCCUUAUCGGGUACGCGAAGCAGAACCUGUCGUGCUUCCUGGCCGACCUGGACCUCACCAUGGACGUGAUGCCCGGUGACAUGGUGGUGAACGCGAUGAUGGCGGCGACGGUGGGGCACGCCUCCACCACUCCGUCAGCAUCGGCGAAGAAGAUGGAGCCGAAACAUGAAGAGCCGCUUGAGACACCGCCAUCGGUGUACCACGUGAGCUCGUCGCUGCGGCACCCGGCCCCGUACGCGGUGCUGUACCGGACGGGGAUCCGGUACUUCGAGGAGAACCCCAGGGUGGGCGCCGACGGCCGCCCCGUGCGCACGCGCAAGGUCCGGUUCCUGAGCACCAUCGCGUCAUUCCACCUCUUCAUGGUGCUCAAGUACCGCCUCCCCCUCGAGCUCCUCCACCUGCUCUCCAUCCUCUGCUGCGGCCUCUUUGGGCUCGCCGCCCUCUACCAUGACCUCGCCCGCAAGUACAGAUUUGUGAUGCAGCUGGUGGACCUGUACGGGCCAUUCUCACUGUUCAAGGGCUGCUUCGACGACGUCAACCUCAACAAGCUCAGGCUCGCCAUGGCCGAGGAAGGCGCUGCCAGAGACGGGCUGUUCAACUUCGACCCCAGGACCAUCGACUGGGACGAGUACUUCUACAGGGUGCACAUCCCCGGGGUCAUGAAGUACGUCCUCAAGUGAAAAAUGCAGCUAUCUAUGUCACUCCGGUUAUGGAGAAGGAAAAUUAUAUCUGUCCAUCAGGAGCAAGCAAACAUCGUUUGCAUCUAUGUUCCUAAAACAAAACGCUAUGCUAUGUAAUCUAAGUUCUUGGCUCUGGUGUUAUAAA
Messenger RNA from Lolium rigidum, 1822 nucleotides. Its product is annotated as fatty acyl-CoA reductase 1-like. Gene Ontology annotation, molecular function: alcohol-forming very long-chain fatty acyl-CoA reductase (NADP+) activity. Gene Ontology annotation, biological process: suberin biosynthetic process; long-chain fatty-acyl-CoA metabolic process. The record is from RefSeq and is a predicted model, not a curated record. The transcript has 7 exons. The coding region runs from base 118 to 1677 and encodes 519 amino acids. Gene Ontology annotation, cellular component: intracellular membrane-bounded organelle. Lineage: Eukaryota; Viridiplantae; Streptophyta; Magnoliopsida; Poales; Poaceae.